CCGGCCCGGAGGCGGGUUCCAGUGUCCCGGCGAGAGGCCGGCGGGCCAUGCCCUGCCCGCCCCGCGCCGCGCUCCUCUGGGACUUGAUUCUGGGCGGCCUGGGCACCGCCGCCUUCCUGGUGGACCUGGGCGCGGACCUGUGGGCCGCCAGCCGGUAUGUGCUCAGCGGCAGCUACGUGUGCGCCGCGCUGGUGCUGGCGCUCUCGGGCCUGGCGUCGGGGACGCUGCAGCUCUUCAGCUGGGUGUGGCUGCGCGCCGACCCCGCCGGCCUGCACGUGUGGCAGCCCCCGCGCGCCGGCCUGGCGCUGCUGCACCUGCUGCAGCUCGGGUACCUGUACAGGUGCCUGCAAGGACUGCGGCAGGGCUUCCUGGUGUGGCGGCAGGAGGUGCCCUCAGACUUUGACUUGGCCUACGCAGACUUCCUGGCGCUGGACAUCAGCAUGCUGCGGCUCUUUGAGACGUUCCUGGAGACGACGCCACAGCUCACUCUGGUGCUGGCCAUCAUGCUGAGGAGCGGCCGCGCCGAGAACUUCCAGUGGUUUGGCAUCUGCUCGUCCUUCGUGAGCAUCUCCUGGGCACUGCUGGACUACCACCGCGCCUUGCGCACCUGCCUGCCUUCCAAGCCCCGCCUGGGGCCGGCUGCCUCCAUGCUCUACUUCCUGUGGAACCUGCUGCUGCUGUGGCCCCGAGUCCUGGCCGUGGCCCUUUUCGCGGCUCUCUUCCCCUGCUACGUGGCCCUGCACUUCCUGGGCCUGUGGCUGGUGCUGGUCGGCUGGGUCUGGCUGCAGGGCACGGCCUUCAUGCCUGAUCAUCGCUCCGAGUGGCUGUACCGGGCCACCGUGGCCACCAUCCUCUAUUUCUCCUGGUUUAACGUGGCAGACGGCCGUACGCGAGGCCGAGCCACCAUCCAUGGGGCAUUCCUACUGAGCGACAGCGUACUCCUGGUGCUCACGUGGGGGACCGAGAGGACCUGGCUGCCCAGCGAGACGCCCCUGCAGACGGUGCUACCGGUGGGCGCGGGCUGUUUCCUGCUGGGCCAGGCCCUGAGGCUGGCCUACUACCGCUGGCUGCAUCCCAGCCUCUACUGGGAGCCCGACCAAGUGGACGGGAGCCUGCGGUCCCGCUCCCUCGAGCCACAGCCGCUGCCUCAGAACCGGCGCAUGGCCCAGCUGGCGCAGAACUUCUUCCCCCAGGUCAUGGGGGAGGCUGCCUUCUUGGAGAUCAGAGAGGACAGUGGGAUGCUUUGA
Molecule: messenger RNA, 1247 nt
Organism: Sorex fumeus (smoky shrew)
Lineage: Eukaryota; Metazoa; Chordata; Mammalia; Eulipotyphla; Soricidae
Gene: XKR8
Product: XK related 8
Exons: 3
Coding region: 48-1247 (399 amino acids)
Biological process (GO): apoptotic process involved in development; engulfment of apoptotic cell; phosphatidylserine exposure on apoptotic cell surface
Cellular component (GO): plasma membrane
Source: RefSeq, a predicted model, not a curated record